UACGAAGCAUCGAGCGGAACUUAAAGGAACUCUUUUGUGUUGCGGUUAUCUUCUUGUUGUUUUUGAACGAAGAAGGACGAAAUUCUACUUUGAAUGUUCUUACAUUAUGCUUGGAGAUGCUGGGCUUGUAAAGAACCUCUUUGGGCUUAAGAUAUCUUGAAUUCGAAGGAAUUUGACUGUGAAAACUUUCUAUUUUGCCAGAAAGACAAAACUGUCGGUUUUAAAUUUUAUGAACUGAUUGUAAUUAUGAAACUGCAGUAGUGUUCAAUUGACUCGAAGGAAGACAAGACACUGAAGCGUAAAAACUUCUGCGCAAGAUUAUAUUGAAAGACGAAGCUUUAAUAUAACUAUGAGACCAGCAAACGCAUUCCGUAGUCAGAUUCAUACAAUGCAAAAGUGGUUUACAGAAUGGAAUGAAUGUGAACGCACAAUUGCAUUGUAUUAUCUUCUCAGACAGAUGACUCCUGUUCAUGCGAGAUUUUUGUCCGUUGUUAUGGAGCAUCAUUUUCGCGAUCAUAAAUAUCGUACCCAGAUGUACGAAGAACAGGCUAACGACAGAGAAUUUCUAAUCAGUUUAACGUCAAAACCACGUGACGAAGUUGUGAAACAGUUAUUAUUACAUCUGCCGCUUCUUCAACCGGGUAACCAUUUAGCACGGGAGGAAUAUCUUAAAAUAUUACCUCUAGUAUUGACGUAUUCUCGGAGUCAACGGAUACACGAGGACGAAUGUCGUCAACUUCUCUCUCUUGCUCUCGUUCACCCAGCAUUUCCUGCAGACGAAAGGAACCGCUUACAGCAAUGGCUGGAUGGCCAUGAAAAAUGUGUUGACGGCUUUUACGACGCAAAAGUUACAGCUGAUUUUCCUCCAGUUGAAAAUCCUCCAUCGAGUCGCAUUGGCACCUGGCAAAGACAAAGACUUGAGAAAAAGGAUUCAGGUCUUGGGGGCUCUUUUGAAUAUCAUCAACCGACAUUCAACCCACCUGGUCUACCACCGCCUGCACAUCAAGCUUCUACAGCUACACAUUCUAAAGUGUUUAAAACCCACAGUCUGAACAUACAACCUGAGCGAACAAACCAAAGUAACGGAGGAGAAGAUGUGUUUAAUGAUCAAAUAGAAAUUGUGAAUCGUCCAGGACGUUCGCAGUCCUUUCCUGUUGAUCCACAAAAGUUCAACAAGAUCCCAUUGUCACCUCAGUCAUCCAUUGAUAGUGAAACUGAUGAGCCAUGUAAUGCAGUGAAAAUAGGCAAUUAUCCAGAAAAUCCAAAUCCAGGAAUGCGAGAUUACAUUUUGUGGUUGAAAAGUCUUCGAUUGCAUAAGUAUGCUCCUCUUUUCUCCAAAAUUACAUAUGACAACAUGUUCAAUUUAGCGGAGAAGGAACUUGAGUCGAAGAAUGUUACUAAGGGAGCGAUGACGAAAAUCAUGUUAAGUAUUAAGAAACUGAAGGAAAGAUCUUAUCAAUUAUCAUGUUUGGAAAAGGAAGUCCACGAGGAGGGAAAACUUUCAAAUGUUUUGGAAUCGCUGAAAGCCAUUCUUCACACUCCAAUCAAGCCAUUCUUUCCCUUUAACGGAGAAGAUUUGAUCGAAAAUGGAAACACACCCUCACCUAGUCCUCAUCCGGAUGAUCUUCCUUCACAACUUACCAAAGUGAUUGGAAAAGCAUGCACACAACUAUUGGUCUCAAAACCUAACGAUGAGAAUUUUUCUGUGUAUAUAAGUCUUUUGGAAAAGGCUUUAAAUAAAGAGGCUUUUACUGCUCAGCAGAAGAAGCGACUUCAAUCAUGGAAACAACAAUGUCUCAUGUCUGCUAGACGUUUUAAUCCUCGUCGUGGUUCACAUGAUCGUGGACGUUGGCCAUAUCAUGGUGGAGACUCUUCCAACGUUGGCGUAAAAAGACAACGAGGUUCUCAGCGGGGUCUUAAUAAGUUGGGGAUUGGAUUCAAUACAAACAACCAUGGUCCCGUUAACCCUGCAACAAUGAGAAGUAAUACGACUGAAGGCUAUUAUAAACCAAGGCAGCAGCUUCAGAAACAUGCUCUAGUAUCGCGUACAAAAUCUGCUCCGAUUCCUGCCUCAAAGCAAAGACACGCAAUGUUAGGCAUGACUCAUCAAGCGUCAACUGACAGUGUCGAAGGUAUUAAUGAUAGUUUGGAAUCUCUAUGUUGGAGUAUGACUGAGCAUGCGUUAGCAGAUAAUUCAGAUUGCUCAUGAAGAAUGGCAACAAUGUGAUUAUUCACUUCUUGCAAGAUACCUUGUCAUUCGUUGCUCGUUAUUUUUGUUCUCGUUGUCGUUAUAUUUUAAGUUCUUCAUUAUCAUAGAGGUCAGAUUAUGUUUAGUUUUAGUUGUCGCUUUUCACGUGCGCAAACAAAGCACUUGUGAAUUGUGAUGUGGUUGUUUUUCACUGUCACAGUGGUCAGCGGAUGUGUAGUUUUCAACAAACUACUUGUCAUGCGCAUAUGUUUUGAGCGACUAAUUAAGUAAAGGUUGUUUAAUGAGGCUCUCCUUUGUAGCUCAUUAAACUCUUUUUACCUUUACAAAGAUCGACAUUUUUCCUUAAAAGACAAAAAGUUACUCGGAAAUAAGAGAUUAAAUCGACUUAAAAUACCAUUGUAGAUUUUCGGACGCAAAAUUCUGUCCUUUACAUUAACGUUUUUUCUUCAAUUUGUUAAAGCGCGACUUUGACAGGUUGACUUUUCAAAGUCUUUUUGUAACUAUUCAUUUUGAAUGAUGAUCUUUUUGAGAAGUUGUGCGUAUGGAGGAUAAUUUUGAUUAUUAUCAUCAUUUCGUAAAAACUUUACUUUGCUUUCUUAUAUCUUUCUAAAAAGUUUAAUUAAAGCUAAAUUUCCUCCACCCAACUUUUCAUAAAAAAAUGAACCGUUAAACAUGGGAUUAGCUGGCUUGUCUUGAGAGACUCUCCCAUGAUCUUUGUUUAGGAAGUCAUUCAAAAUGUUUAUCUUGUUUCGUGUUUAUUCAAUGCUGUUGGUGUGUAAAAUUUGUAGUCAUAGUCCUUUGUUUGCUCAUAUACUCAAUAGUUAACUAUUGACAUAACAUGCUCAUAUUCUGAUCACGUGAUCACAAAUUGAUGCCAAUGGCUACUGACGUGCUGUGGCUUCGGUUUUGGUCACUCAUUUAUGAAAGUAUCAACUAUCAAAGUAUUUAAAAUAGUCAACAAAGUCUUGCAGCGUUGACGCAGCGAAAAACUCAAGCGGUUUGCCCAAGUAGAAUACUGACGGAAACUUUUCCCACUAGAUAUUUUUUCCAUGCAUGUCUUUCACAAAAAACAAAGGGAAACAUAAAUAUGCUUAAGAUGAUGAUCAACCUCAUCCUUUACGUCUUGAACUGCUGGACAUUUUCGAACUUUUAUUUAGAUUUUCCCACUGACCUCAGUACUCUACCAUUGGGUAUUCUGCAUACAUUGAAAGCAACUGGAUUGCAUUGUAUAAUAUAUUUUCUAGUAAGAGCGAGUGGUUGAUACACUCUCUUAUAAAUUGUACACUUUCAUGUUGUACGAAGGUGAUAUACAAUAUUAUGCUGCACUGUUCUUGUUUAAAAAAAUCUCGUUCUUGCGACUGUGGAUUCAGUUGAGUGAAACGACGAUCGCUCUGGCCAGCAGAUCGUUUGUAUAGUAUAGAUAUUGUUUUAACAUUAAAGUCUACAAAUGCUGCAUUUAUAAGUUAAAGAAGUAGUUAUACUGUGAAACAUAUAAUGGUUGUAGCUGCGUUAUUAAACGUUAAAAUAUGUUAGAGUGUAUAAAAUAAAGUUUAGUUCAUUGUUAA
Xenia sp. Carnegie-2017 is the source of this 3774-nucleotide messenger RNA. Its product is annotated as protein Smaug homolog 2-like. Gene Ontology annotation, cellular component: P-body. The record is from RefSeq and is a predicted model, not a curated record. The transcript has 12 exons. Bases 350 to 2209 code for a protein of 619 amino acids. Gene Ontology annotation, biological process: negative regulation of translation; nuclear-transcribed mRNA poly(A) tail shortening. Gene Ontology annotation, molecular function: mRNA binding; translation repressor activity; protein binding. Lineage: Eukaryota; Metazoa; Cnidaria; Anthozoa; Malacalcyonacea; Xeniidae.